UGAAACGUAGAACGCAUUGCACAUCAAAUUUGCAACCUUCUGAAUAAACCUGACAUAGUGAACCAAGCAGGGCAAGAACACAAACCCUUACAAUCGAAAUUUGUGUUGCAGAAAAGCCAUGACGGGGGAAGAGACUACCGGGAAGAAGAGGGUGGUGACAGAAUCCCUGGGAUGGCUAACGGAAUCGUCGAUAAUGCCAAAGAAGCACCGAGCCAUAGCGGGCGUUGGCGCAUCCUCAAUUCUCGAAUUGAAGGCCGAACUGUACAAGUCUCAGGAAGAUUCCAAAAAGUCUCGCGAAUUGGCAGGCCCCGAUGCCGAGUACCAACGCGCCAAGAACAAAAUCGCCCCCAAAGACAAAUUCUCCGUCAAAAACCGCGGCGUCGAUGCCCGGGCUCACAAGGACAAGCUUGAGUUGAAGGCGGUGAGUGAUGGAACGGCGAGCUAUGUGGCGCUCGAGAGGAAGGCUGAGUUGUAUGAUAAGUUGGUGAAGGGAGAUUUGUCUGAUGAGGAGGAUCAAGAGAAGUAUUGUGUGGACUUUUUCCGUAAGGGAAUUGAGCACGAUGAGUUGCCACCGCUCCUGCAGCCACUGAGCCAUAAUGUGUUGGUGGAAAAUGAAGAUGGUGCUGUUAAUGAUGAUGAUUCUUUGAUGUUUAAAUUGAAGACUAUUGGGCCUGGGCGAAAGGCUGGAGCUGUUGACAAUGCUGAUUAUAAGCGCAAUAUUAGGGAAGUUCAUGAAGAAGUUAAUCGAGCAAGAGAGAAGGCUUCUGAAAUUAAACUUCGAAGGCAGGAGCAGGUGGCUGCUCAUCGCGAGAAACUUAGACAAGCAUAUCUUCGAAAGAAGCUGGAGCAACUGAAAGCCACAUCUAUUGUAUCUGGAUCUGAAAAUAAACAAACAUGAUCACUGCACCAGUGUUGUGCAUAACUUAAUGUUGGUGAAACCAAGACUUCAUUAAAGAAAGGCACGAGGAGUUAAAAGCUGCCAAGAAAAAAACUGCAUCAUUAUUCUCUAAUGCUGUGUUGGGGGAGGAGAGAAAUAGAGAGGUUGUGUGGGUCUCACAUCUCCUACAAUAUGCUUCAGUUCAAAUAUAUCUCUUAUAUUUCUAUCCUCUGAACCAAACACAACUGCCUUAAAAGAUGAAGGGAAAAAAGAUGGAGGAAUUCUUUUUCUUUUUGCUGUUGUAAAUAAUGUAACAUGACCAUUGUUGAUUACAUGAAAUAUUGAUUUGAGCUUUGGAAAAAAAGUUGUUGGCAUAAAAAUAUGAACAGGGCAUAGAAACAAUUACUUGUUGGCUAGUCUUGUGUCUCUCAUUGAGGCACUGUAUUCCCUUUCUCUUUCCAUAGCCUUGAGAUUGAGCUAUGAGCUACAACGUCCACAGGAAAAAAAUAAAAUAACAUGUUCCCGAUA
Molecule: messenger RNA, 1405 nt
Organism: Glycine soja
Lineage: Eukaryota; Viridiplantae; Streptophyta; Magnoliopsida; Fabales; Fabaceae
Exons: 3
Coding region: 119-898 (259 amino acids)
Cellular component (GO): nucleus
Source: RefSeq, a predicted model, not a curated record